Calliphora vicina (urban bluebottle blowfly) is the source of this 3133-nucleotide messenger RNA. It is a transcript of the gene Nckx30C, whose product is annotated as Nckx30C. Gene Ontology annotation, cellular component: plasma membrane. NCBI's taxonomy places the organism in Eukaryota, Metazoa, Arthropoda, Insecta, Diptera, Calliphoridae. Gene Ontology annotation, molecular function: calcium channel activity; calcium, potassium:sodium antiporter activity. Bases 1 to 3075 code for a protein of 1024 amino acids. The transcript is spliced from 8 exons. Gene Ontology annotation, biological process: intracellular calcium ion homeostasis; calcium ion transmembrane transport. The record is from RefSeq and is a predicted model, not a curated record.
AUGUUGCAGCAACACGCAACAUGUUUACAGCCACAUUUAUUAAACUCAACAACAACUUUAAAAGCCUCAAACUCAGUCUCCUUAGCAGCAGAAACCACAACAACAGCCAAACAUUUAAUAUGUUUAAAACAGCAACAUGAAACUUCUCCUCAAAACCACACAUUCUCUAAACAAGGGAUAACAGUAAACCUUGACUUAAAAGGGGCUGACUCUCUGCAGCAACAACAACCCAACAGCAACAAUGUUGCCCUGCAUAGCCUGCCCCAACAAAACAACAUUAAGAGCAAUAAUAACUGUAAAAAUGUUGAUAGCAAAACAUUAGCAACAUCCUGGGCCUUGAAGGUAAAACAACAAGGGCAAAAUGCACAACAACCACAUAAACCAGGCUUAGCUAAGGGCAUAAUGUCACAAAAGCCUAGUUUCAUUUGUCUAAAAUUACAAAAACUAAAGGCACAAAUUUUACCCCAGCCACCAGCAACUUCUCUGUUAAACCCGGCUCCACCAACAAACAUCAGCAAAAUGAUGUUGCCGCAACAUACCGAAACUAUAAAUCAAGAAUCUUUAGAUUUUAAUAGCAAACGUAGAAGAGGACGUCUAAGGUUGCUACAGUCUGAAAAAACAGAGCCUGAACAGCUGCAGCAGGCUAAACAAGAGAAGUACGAGGCUUUUAAUAAUGUGCCAGCAGCAUUGUAUCUAAACAAUGUUGCUAAAGUAACAACAACGUUAUUGUUAACACAAAUGUUAUCGUUUAUGCAACAAAUAAACAACACUUUUGUAAAUAAACCACAACAACAAAUUAAAAAACAACAACCAGAAAAUUUAGUAUUAUCUUUAAUAAACAAAAUAAUUAUAAAAUUAAACAUAAAUAAUAAUAAAAAACAACGUAAAAAUCUACAAUAUCCCCUAACGUCAUCAUCAUCAACAUCCUCAACAUCAACAUCAUCAUCAUCCUCCUCAACAUUCCUCCUUUAUGCCUUUCUCUUCUUAACAACGCUCCUAAUACUUCCAUGUCAUCACCCACAAGCCCUGGCUGAGGCCGCCAAACCCAAAUCGGCCACCCAGCACAACAACAAUCAUCUGCAGCACCAACAUCAACAGCAGCAGGAUAAACCGAAUAUCGCUUAUGCUGCCGGUGCGGAUAAUGUCCAUAUUGAUAAGGAGGGCACUGUAUUGACACCGCCCUCAUAUCAAGUUGUAUCAUCGCAAACAUCGAAUGAAGAGGAAGCCGAAUAUAUCAUAGAUUCGGAUGAGAGAAAUUUCGAUUUGGAGAACGAGAGCUUAAAUGAGGUGAAUGAGGAGGAGCAGGAGGAGGAACGUGAUUCUUAUGAAAAAUUUGAUAAUGAUACCAGUUAUGAAAAUAAUACCGUCAUUAAAACGCCGCUCUUCCCGACAGAUCUCUUUACCAAAGAGCAACUCGAAAAUGGUGCUGUUAUAUGCCACAUAAUCGGUGUGAUAUACAUGUUCGUAGCCUUGGCCAUCGUUUGCGAUGAAUUCUUUGUGCCUUCCUUGGAUGUGAUCAUCGAAAAACUGGGCAUUACGGAUGAUGUUGCGGGCGCCACAUUCAUGGCAGCCGGCGGCAGUGCGCCCGAAUUGUUUACCAGCGUCAUUGGCGUCUUUGUGUCAUUCGACGAUGUGGGCAUCGGUACAAUUGUCGGUUCGGCCGUCUUCAAUAUACUGUUCGUGAUCGGUAUGUGUGCGUUGUUCUCGAAAACGGUGCUAACGCUGACGUGGUGGCCGCUAUUUCGUGAUUGCACAUUCUACAGUAUUAGUUUAAUGGUGUUGAUAUACUUCUUUCGCGAUAAUCGCAUCUUCUGGUGGGAGGCGCUCAUUCUGUUCAGCAUUUACUGUGCCUAUGUGACCUUUAUGAAAUGGAACGUGGAGGUGGAGUCGUGCGUCAAGAAAGUGAUAACGAAAAAUAAGGUGACUCGCGUCCGAAGUACAGAUCAGCUUAUGCCAGCAGGCAAUGCUGCCAAUUCUUCGGAAACCUCAAUGGCCACACAGCCUGGUGGUUCGGUAACAUCGAGAGCGGCCUCGGAGUCAAGAUCAGGACCACCUGGAUCCAGUAGUGGUGCUGGCACUACAGGUAAUAGCAGUGGUGGAAAUGCGAGUAGUACACAGACUGGUGCAAAAUUUCGUCAUGGCCUAUUGCAGCUUAUGAUUCACACAAUAGAUCCGCUACAUGAUGGCAAGGUGGACGAAAAGGCAACACAAUUACAUGCCAUCGCCUCGCUGAAGGUUCUGCUGGAUGCCACAAAACCCCAACGGGGUGGUGCUACCACCUCGGCUGCCAAUCAUGUGAAGAUUAAUUUGAAAGAGACCACAUUAGCGGAUCGUCCAAAUGGCAAUAUUGAUACAACUCUAGAUUCGCCAUCGUUAAGUGGUCGUCGUGCCAGCUGGAUAGAUCAAAGGGUCAAAAUUCAAACGCGAAAAUUUAGCAUCAAAACUCAAGAAAUCGUAGAUGAACCAGAGCCCUUGAGCAUGGCCUGGCCCGAUACUGCCCGUAAACGUUUAACUUAUAUUUUGGUGGCUCCACUCUUAAUACCCAUGUGGUUGACUUUGCCGGAUACUCGAACCCCCAAAGGUAAAAAACUAUUCCCGGUUACGUUUAUUGGCUCCAUUGUUUGGAUAGCAGCCUUUUCAUAUCUGAUGGUAUGGUGGGCCAAUGUGGCCGGUGAUACCGCUCGUAUACCACCCGAGGUUAUGGGUUUAACCUUUUUGGCGGCUGGUACUUCUAUACCAGAUCUGAUAACUUCGGUUAUUGUGGCGCGUAAAGGUUUUGGUGAUAUGGCUGUUUCCAGUUCUGUGGGUAGUAAUAUCUUUGAUGUUACCGUGGGUCUACCCAUACCCUGGCUGUUAUUUGGCCUCAUCAAUGGCGCUCCCGUGGAAGUGAACUCCGUGGGCAUGGUCUGCUCCAUAACGAUAUUGUUUAUGAUGUUAAUAUUCGUCGUUAUGUCAAUUGCCUGCUUCCGUUGGCGCAUGAAUAAGGGUUUAGGUUUUACCAUGUUUUUGUUAUAUUUCGUUUUUGUUGCCGUUUCGUUAAUGUUUGAAUAUGAUGUAAUAACAUGUCCAGUGUAAAAUGUUAUAGACAAAGUAAAACCAACCCAAAAAACCACAACAAAAUUAUAUAUAUUAA